AUCAAACAUUUCUUAGUGCCUGUGAAAAUCCUCUGCCUCAGUAGUUAAUAAGAUAAGUGAGGUAUAGUCUCUGUCAUCAAAUUAUGUAGAAAAGCAGAAAUUACUUUAAGGAGGAGAUAAAGAAAAUUCCCGUCUAGUAUCCUAUGAAAGUUCAAGGUCCUCCAGCAUGUUCUUAAACCUUGGUCUUUCUUUUCCAUUUCUUCUGCCUCUCUAAAGUUCUAAAUCUUUGUUAUGACACAUUCUAGAACUUUCAUGACUACAGUACCAUAGUUUGCUUAGAUCUGAUUACUUGAGCUAUAAAAUUCUUUAGUAACCCUCCAUAUAUUUGCCUGCAGGAGCCUGCCUGACACUCCAGUUCAUACUGCUAUGAAACAAUUCUUUCGGUCUUGAUCUGCCUCUGACUGAGAAAUCCAGAUGACACGGAACUCACUGAAGACAAUACUUGGAAAAUGUCAAUUUUCGAAAUAACUUUGGCUGUCAUCCUGACUCUACUGGGACUUGCCAUUCUGGCUAUUUUGUUAGCAAGAUGGACACGACGAAAGCAAAAUGAAACUUAUAUGUCCAGAUACAGUUCAGAACAAAGUACUGGACUUCUGGAUUCUGAGGAUGAUAAAGAUUAUUCCUCUAGAAGAUCUAAAAGAGGAAGAGGAUUCCGACAUUCAUAUUCAACAGAAAGUGAUAUUUCUUAUGGUGAUCAGGGAUCCAAAGGAUACUGCACACCAUCAAACAACUCUCUGGCACUGUCACAAUCAAAUGUAGCUUUACCUCAAGGAUCCGUGAGUCAUACAAAGUGUAUAAGAGCAGCUCAAGAACCUCUGUCUGGUGCUGUGGGACCCAUCAGUGGAAUUAUUGGACCUAUAAUGCAAUUCACAGCACCUGUCCCUGGAGCUACAGGACCAAUCAAGUUAACUCAAAAAACCAUUGUGCAAACUCCAGGACCUAUUGUACAAUAUACUGGAUCCAGUAGUGCUGAACCUUCAGAAAUGAACACGGGUCCAUCUCCAGCGCCCCAUGGUAUGCCUUUAGCACCCCUGAUGAUUUCACAGAGAACAACAA
This is a messenger RNA of Oryctolagus cuniculus (rabbit), 1056 nucleotides long. The record is from RefSeq and is a predicted model, not a curated record. NCBI's taxonomy places the organism in Eukaryota, Metazoa, Chordata, Mammalia, Lagomorpha, Leporidae.